Messenger RNA from Mercenaria mercenaria, 922 nucleotides. RefSeq lists its product as uncharacterized. The record is from RefSeq and is a predicted model, not a curated record. NCBI's taxonomy places the organism in Eukaryota, Metazoa, Mollusca, Bivalvia, Venerida, Veneridae. Bases 161 to 922 code for a protein of 253 amino acids. The transcript has 4 exons.
CAGCUCUUGUUGUUUCAAUGUCAAAAGCUAAUUUAACAAUGCGGAAAACAUUUAAAGUCAAACUUUUACAGAUAUCAUCAUAAGAUAAAUGUAUCUGAAACGUUUCAAGAAAACUUACUGUUUCAUCACGCGGAAUGUAGCAUUUGAUUAAAAAGAGGACAUGACAGGAAAUUACGCAAACUGGAAAUUUAGAAUUGUGUGGACCUUUUUUACUACUGUGUGUUGUACUUCGAUGUCUGAUGCGCAAUGUAGUGAAACUUCAGCCGGAAUCAAACGCUUUGGACCAGACUGUAGACACGCUUGUCAUUGUAUGAGCAAAAAACAGUGCGACUCUAGUACAGGUGAUUGUACCUCAGGGUGUGACUUUGAAUGGGCAGGACCUGGUUGUCAAUACAACAACAUUGCGCUUAAUGAAGUAGUUCGCCAUAGUGAUAACAUUAACCCUCCAAAGUAUUCAGACAAUGCCAAUGAUCGUGACUUAUCAACAUGCAGUUUUACUGACACCGCAGAAGCAUCGAGAACAGUUGCACCUUGGUGGACACUUUGGUUACCUUACUAUGUUAGGUUCAGAAACCUUGUUAUUGUUACCAAAAUGAAACACUUAUUGCAUUUUCCUGGCUUUAGUUUAACUGUCCAAAAUGUUUCGAAAGAGGACAGCGUAGGCAGAAAAUAUCAUUCAGAUGGGAAGUUGUGUCACCAGCAUAAUGACUCUAUACCAACAACUGAAACUAUGUACAUCAGGUGUGCCGAGAAUCUUGUUGGGAAUCAAAUACGUCUACAACUCGCUAAUGUAUCAGCACAACUUGUUAUAUGCGACGUUAGGGUAUAUGGAGGUAUUAUUUUGAAUGAAACCGUUUCCUUAUUAUCUGUUGAUGUACUUAAUUAUCCGAAUCGAAAUGAAAGGUAUAUUGAAAUAUAUUGA